GCUGUCCUCUUCUUUCGAUUGUUCUUCUUCUACAUGGCGAUGUCGGCGGUAUACACGUCGCUGCCGCUGCAUGACGUUUUGGCGGACAGCGGCGUCGCGUGCAAAAGCGGUAGACGUAGACGCACCGCCGUUGGCCAGGUGGCGGCGCAGGGGAACAACGGCAACAACGCCACGUCAUCGUCAUCGACCGCGUGUCCUGCUGCAACCUUUUCGACGUGUUCAAGGCGAUUCGCCUGUGACGAAUUAGCGCGCCAUCGUUGUCCGUCAGCGCUUAUCGUCCUCUCAUCAUGGCGGCAUCGGUUGUCGGAAAGCUUGGCGCGCAGCAGCUGGUAUGGCGCGGCGGCCAUGUCCAUGGGCGAGGGCAUGGAGAGCUCGCGGAACAAACGCGCCACGUGGCACCGGGCCAUCCACUUUCGAGUGAAGGCGUCUUCCGCCCAUGCGGUCCAGGAGCAGGUUGAAGGGUUUGAAGAAAUGGCAGCCUCCACAAAGCGGAAGUAUUAUAUGAUCGGCGGCAAAGGUGGUGUUGGGAAGACGAGCCUCGCUGCCUCUUUGGCGGUGAAAUUUGCCAACAGCGGUCAUCCUACACUGGUUGUAUCGACGGAUCCCGCACACUCCUUAAGCGACUCGUUCGCUCAGGACGUGAGCGGUGGUGUACCAGUGGUCGUGGAUGGAACGGACUUGCCACUGUAUGGGAUGGAGAUUGAUCCUGAGCAAGCACGGCAGGAGUUCCGCGCUUCAACCUCGAAGGAAGGAGGAAGUGGUGUGAAGGACUUCAUGGAUAGCAUGGGACUUGGAAGCUGGAUCGAACAGCUCAGCGAGCUUAAGCUUGGAGAGCUACUUGACACCCCUCCCCCGGGUCUUGAUGAAGCAGUGGCAAUAUCCAAGGUGGUUCAGUUUGUGCAGGCACCAGAAUAUGAGAAAUUCACUCGAAUCAUCUUUGACACGGCACCGACGGGCCAUACGCUGAGGUUACUCUCACUCCCAGAUUUUCUUGAAGCAUCCAUCGGGAAGAUCCUGAAGCUGAAGGCAAAGCUUAACCAAGCAACCACGGCCGUGAAGUCCUUGUUUGGCCAAGGUGAUGACUCACGAGACACAGCGACUGAGAAGCUGGAGGCUUUGAAGGACCGCAUGCUAAUGGUGAGGGAGAUCUUCAGGGAUAAGCAAUCUACGGAGUUCGUCAUUGUUACGAUCCCAACGGUUAUGGCAGUGAGCGAGAGCUCAAGGCUGCUGAAAUCGCUGGAAAAAGAGGGAGUGCCAGUGAAGAGGCUGGUUGUGAAUCAGAUUAUGCCGAAGUCAUCGACCGAUUGCAAGUUCUGUAACAUAAAGAGAAAGGAUCAACUCCGUGCGCUGGAUUUAGUGAAGGCAGAUCCUGGCUUGAAGGAAUUGCAAAUCACAGAAGCUCCACUUUUUGAUCUGGAAAUCAGAGGCGUACCAGCUCUGAGGUUCAUGGGGGACUUGGUAUGGAAGUAAGUUCACUCUCAGGCCUGGUCUGCCUAUCGAAUCUGUCUGUAUCUGUAUUGGGAAGCAUCCUCGUUUAUUCCACUUCCUACUUCCUAGUUCACUUCUGUCUUCUGUCGACGCCGUUGUCAGCACUUGCUUGUGGCGCGAAGACCCCCCCCGCUCACUGGAUUUGUGGGCAAAGUCUACACUGUCAGUUGUUCACCACGUGCUGUUAAGGCAAAAAUCCACAGUUGGUGAAAAGUAUGAGUCGAGGUAAGAGGGUGUCACUGCGGUGGUUGAAAUCUGCAAGAAUCGACGGCUGGGAACGCGCAGGAGUGUGUAUUGGAAGAACGGAUCCGCAGCGGAAGCAGGUCCUCGGCCUUAGCCGUGCUUGUUGCAAAGUCCGCGAAAAAAAAGUACGGUCAGAAACGUCUGCUACCGUCUUUCCCCGAACACAACGCACCCUUAUUUUGGCUGUAUCUGGCCGGAAAUAUAGCUUGUAGACAUUCAUUUUUAGGGUGCGUUAUGUUCGGGGGAAGACGGUAGGGUUGAGAACUACGAAUCAGGGCCCCCGGGGGUCUGCUGGUUGGGAGCGGUAGCAGGAGCAAAUGUUUUCCCACCGUGCCAGAAACACAGUUCUGAUGGUUUAGUGAAGGCAUUGAAUUUGAAUUAACUUCUACGACUGCUCGAAACGUGGGUUAAAUGUGGGUUAGUCGUGGGUUCAUUCCGUUUCAUUUCUCAUUUCAGCAUAUUGUAAUUUUGUAAUAUUUCAGGUUUAGUUUAGUUCUUUGCGAGCAGACUGACUUGCUGGGUGGUCGUUGUGCGGAAGCAGACAGACAGUGUCAUUUCCAAGAGGGGGGUUGUCAUUCAUGACGUAUGCCUUGUUGGCUGUUUAAAAGGCAUCUGUAUAGAACUUGUGAGUGGUAGUGGUCUCCGUUCGGAGGGGUGCUGUUCUUUUUUUCUUUUCCUCUUUCAUUUGGCGUAAAAGUUUUUACUGAUCCCACCAAUGUGCCUCAAAAAGGAGGUGGUACUGUGGUAUGUUUCUAUUACAGUGGGUAACUUGUGAAGCUUGAGCUCGAGGGCGUUGAUUACAUGAAUUCAAUGAACUGUCAAAUAGAUAUGAUGAGAGUGUUGAACUUCACCAAAUUUCCUCUUGGCAGAAUCUGGUAAGGCGACUCUGCACUUGUUGUGGUGAGCUUGGCCUGUUCUCCAUGUUGCUGUCCCAUCCAGUAGUUCAGGCAAGUGUGCU
Molecule: messenger RNA, 2689 nt
Organism: Chara braunii
Lineage: Eukaryota; Viridiplantae; Streptophyta; Charophyceae; Charales; Characeae
Source: the annotation of a GenBank genome assembly